AUGACAUCAAUAAAACAUCCACAGCCAUCUGCUGCAAGCACUAACAGCCAGGGAAUACGCACUCCACCGACACUUUCCACAUCUCCAGAUUUGGAUGUUAACAGAAUCCCCAUGGUCACACCGAAACCAUCAACAAAUAGUUUGCCAGUUACCACACCACAACCCCCACCAGCUAUAACACAAUCUAUGCGUAACAAAAGUGGCUUGCCUGACAGCUUACCGCAUGUUAAAUGUUUAGCUAGAGCACGUAUCCCAACAACACAGGGACCAGAUAUUUUCCUACACUUGUAUGAAAACAAUAUUGACAACAAAGAACACUUGGCAAUUGUGUUUGGAGAGGACAUUCGAUCCCGUUCAUUGUUUAAACAUUACCCUGGGGAAACACAACAAGACAGGAUGACCAGAGGUGCUUACAUCGGGAGAUUGACUCCUGGAAGAACUAUUGCUGAUUCUGAUGGAACUGACGAAUUGAAGUUUGAUAAAGAAGGUAAUUUGAUAAUUGACAGUUUGACAUACACAGACCCAACUUUAGUCAGGAUACAUAGUGAAUGCUAUACUGGUGAAACUGCAUGGAGUGCACGAUGUGAUUGUGGUGAACAGUUUGACGAGGCUGGAAGAAUAAUGGGGGAAGCGGGCCAUGGGUGCAUGGUAUAUUUGAGACAAGAAGGUAGAGGUAUUGGUUUGGGUGAAAAAUUAAAGGCGUAUAACUUACAAGAUCUUGGUGCCGAUACAGUGGAAGCCAAUUUGAUUUUGAGACAUCCAGCUGAUGGGCGGAACUUUUCUUUGGCUACAGCUAUUUUGGUUGAUUUGGGUCUAGUAGAAAUUAAAUUGUUAACUAACAACCCAGACAAGAUUGUUGCUGUCGAAGGAAAACACCAGGAAGUUAAAGUGUUGGAAAGAGUCCCAAUGGUGCCCUUAAGUUGGGGGAAAGAUGGUAAGAAUGGUAUCAGAAGUAAAGAAAUAGAAGGGUAUUUGAGCACCAAAAUUGAAAGAAUGGGACAUUUGUUAGAAAAGCCCAUCAAAAUCUAA
Molecule: messenger RNA, 1029 nt
Organism: Candida dubliniensis CD36
Lineage: Eukaryota; Fungi; Ascomycota; Pichiomycetes; Serinales; Debaryomycetaceae
Gene: RIB1
Product: GTP cyclohydrolase II
Exons: 1
Coding region: 1-1029 (342 amino acids)
Biological process (GO): riboflavin biosynthetic process
Molecular function (GO): GTP cyclohydrolase II activity
Source: RefSeq, a predicted model, not a curated record